Messenger RNA from Exophiala spinifera, 864 nucleotides. RefSeq lists its product as uncharacterized. The coding region runs from base 1 to 864 and encodes 287 amino acids. Gene Ontology annotation, molecular function: protein binding. The record is from RefSeq and is a predicted model, not a curated record. NCBI's taxonomy places the organism in Eukaryota, Fungi, Ascomycota, Eurotiomycetes, Chaetothyriales, Herpotrichiellaceae. The transcript is spliced from 2 exons.
AUGGCUGCCUCUACGAAUAACGCGUAUCUUGAAUUCCUGACCACUGGAAAGUACACUGACUUGAUCAUCCGCUGUCAAGAGGUCGAGUUCAAAGUCCACCGCCUCAUAGUAUGCACCCAAUCAGACAUGCUGGACAAAGCCUGUGGAGGUCUUUUCCAGGAGGCCGAAAGUGGGAGCAUUUCGUUCCCGGAGAUUGAACCAGAGAACAUGGCUCGGGUCAUACUUUUCAUGUACACCGGGAAUUACCACGCUUGCCGGCUUCCCAAUUUCUACAAGAAACUCAUCAAUGAUUCCACCGAGGAUACGGAAGGCGAGGAGGAUGAAGAAGAAGACGAGACGGCCCGGUACCUGGAUUUCUGGUCUCGGAACAUUGACCAUCGUGGCUUAAGAACUGCCCUCAGGACGAAUGUCCUGAUGUACCAGUGUGCCGACAUGCUGUGUUGUGAACGGCUGAGACAGCUCGCAUGCGCUCGAUUUCUGAACGAAGCAAGGCUGGCGUAUGACCUGGAUGGGUUUGAUGAGCCUCUGCGCAUCGUCUACGAGUCCACAAGGGUAGAUGACAAGGACCUCAGAUUCGAAGUCACCUGUCUGUGCAUUGAAUAUUCUGACCUGAAGACUCUACCGGAAAUGACAGCAGCCGUCUUCGAAGAGUACAAUCCCGGCUUCUGGAAUUUUUCGAUCGAGGUCAACAAGCGAAAGGGUAACAGAAUCAAAACGGCUGUCAAGGACUUUAACGAAAAGAUGGCGAGCAGCAGGUGCUUUCAUCACAAAGGUUGUGUGAAGGAGGUGGAAUUGGAGCUAGUCGAGUAUGGUGACUCUGUGAGUUUCUACAUAGUCUGCACUGAAUGCGGAGAGGACUUUUAG